AUGGGCAUGAAAGGUAAGUUGAUAGCUUCAAUGGAGGUGAAAUGUGGAGGACAUUUGCUUUUUGAUAUUUUUCAUACCAAUAAUCACCAUGUACCCAAUAUAAGUCCUAGAAAUAUCAACCAUUUUGAGAUUCAUGAAGGUGAAAUUAUAAAGGCUGGUUCAAUUGUUAGCUGGAAAUAUAAUGAAGGUGGACAACAAAUGUACAUGAAAUACUUAGUUGAAGCCGCAGAUCCUGAGAACAAAUCAAUUACAUGGAAACUGAUUGAAGGAGAUUUAUUAGAGUUGUAUAAUUACUUUAAUGUUGCAACAUCUUGUGAUCAUCAAUGGACUACUUGGACAUAUGAAUACGAAAAAAAAAGUGAAGAUACCCCAGAGCCCCUCAUUCACUUAAGUUUUAUCCUUGACCUAAUAAAGGAUAUAGAGGGUCACCUUCUCAAGAAUUAA
Solanum stenotomum is the source of this 444-nucleotide messenger RNA. RefSeq names its product kirola-like. The transcript has 2 exons. Gene Ontology annotation, biological process: defense response. NCBI's taxonomy places the organism in Eukaryota, Viridiplantae, Streptophyta, Magnoliopsida, Solanales, Solanaceae. The coding region runs from base 1 to 444 and encodes 147 amino acids. The record is from RefSeq and is a predicted model, not a curated record.